Molecule: messenger RNA, 567 nt
Organism: Artibeus jamaicensis (Jamaican fruit-eating bat)
Lineage: Eukaryota; Metazoa; Chordata; Mammalia; Chiroptera; Phyllostomidae
Product: histone H2A type 2-A
Exons: 1
Coding region: 62-454 (130 amino acids)
Cellular component (GO): nucleosome
Molecular function (GO): protein heterodimerization activity; DNA binding; structural constituent of chromatin
Source: RefSeq, a predicted model, not a curated record
GCGGUUUAGGGCGACUUUCUCGGUCGUCGGUCGGGAGCUACUCGCAGUGCCCAGCGCCGUCAUGUCUGGUCGUGGCAAACAGGGAGGCAAGGCCCGCGCUAAGGCCAAGUCCCGCUCUUCCCGCGCUGGUCUGCAGUUCCCCGUGGGGCGUGUGCACCGGCUGCUGCGCAAAGGCAACUACGCCGAGCGGGUGGGGGCCGGCGCGCCCGUGUACAUGGCGGCCGUGCUGGAGUACCUGACCGCCGAGAUCCUGGAGCUGGCGGGUAACGCCGCCCGAGACAACAAGAAGACGCGCAUCAUCCCUCGUCAUCUUCAGCUGGCCAUCCGCAACGACGAGGAGUUGAAUAAGCUGCUGGGCAAAGUGACCAUCGCCCAGGGCGGCGUUUUGCCUAACAUCCAGGCCGUGCUGCUGCCUAAGAAGACGGAGAGUCACCACAAGGCAAAGGGCAAGUGAGGCCGGCGCUUGGCGCCCACCCAGCCCCCCGUUUCGAAGAGGCAGUACUUGUGAAAUCAAAAGGCUCUUUUCAGAGCCACCCACUCUUUCAAAUAAAAGAGCUGUUGACAGUA